Molecule: messenger RNA, 7325 nt
Organism: Liolophura sinensis
Lineage: Eukaryota; Metazoa; Mollusca; Polyplacophora; Chitonida; Chitonidae
Product: chondroitin sulfate proteoglycan 4-like
Exons: 3
Coding region: 93-7325 (2410 amino acids)
Biological process (GO): anatomical structure morphogenesis
Source: RefSeq, a predicted model, not a curated record
ACGAAUGGAAGGGUAGUGUUGAGUUUCGCUAGGGUUGGAUUUUUGCAGCUGCCGUAGCUCCAGAAGAUCUUGGAAUGUCGUGAUUUUCUACCAUGCUGUUCGGGAGAGGUGUUCUUCUGUUGGCCGCGACAAUCUGGGUGGUGGAUGGAGCGCAAACAGCUUCUUUCUAUGGAGAAAGCUACAUCAGAGUGCCUUUCCAGGAUGCCUCCAGCUCCACUGACCUCAAGCUGCAGUUCAAAUCCCAGCUCUCGUACGGCCUGCUUUUCUUGGCUGCAGGCAGCACAGACUACGUUGUGGUGGAACUCAAGUCCGGGUUGAUAGAGGCCAGAUUGGACUUGGGGUCCGGGGAGGCAGUGCUUCAUUCACAACCAGGAGUGCGUCUGGAUGACUUACAGUGGCACACCGUCGCACUGAAACGCACCAACGGCAAAGUGGAGCUCAGCGUGGAUGACAUAUCCAAGUCGACAACUGAGACUAAAGGACAGUUUUUUGAGCUGAACAUUCAGCACGGCCUUUUCCUGGGAGGGACGGGAAACUUUGUGGAGGAAUUCUACGGAACCAUUCGUAAUUACCGUGGCUGCAUUAAGGAGGUGUUUUUUAAUGGCUAUGACAUUCUACAUGCAGCUCAACAGCUGAAGAAUCCCCUCCACACAUUUGAAGUGUUCUGGGAAUGUGAUUCAAUAUUUGAUGCAACAUCUGAUCAACCUCUAAGCUUUCUGGAGGACACUUCCUUCGUUGCCUUCCCUGCCAUGCACAUUCGUCAGAGUGGGACGUUUUCAUGUGACUUUAGGACUCGCUCUGAGACGGCUGUCGUGUUGUACAAUGCUGGGGUGCCUCCAAGUCAGGAUUUCAUCGCUGUGGAAAUCAUCAGAGGAAAACUGAAGGUUUCUGUGGACAAAGGCAAUGGUGCAGCAGAAAUGACUUCAGAUGCUGAUGUUAGUGAUGGCAAAUGGCAUCAAAUUGACCUAUACAUCACUCCAACAUUGUUAGAACUUUCACUAGAUGGGAUCAAGAAAGUCCAACGCUUCAACCUUGGAGGUAACAAGUACAUUAAUUUAGGCGGCCAUCUGUUCCUGGGUGGUCUUGGUUUCAGUGCCAGAACUAUUGCAGUCCGCCAAGGACUUGUGUCCCUGGAAGGCCACAGAGCACGGCAUGGCUCUAUGAAAGGAUGCCUGAGGAACAUUGUCGUUAACUCCAGGUCGUAUGGCUGCCGGGAGGUUCAGAUUAGCAGAGCCAUCCACCCAGGGUGUGUCUGGCAAUUCCCCUGCUCUAGGCAUCCAUGUAUUGAAUCCGCCAAGUGUACAGAGAUUAGCCAGGAUGAGUUCAGGUGUACUUGUGACUUGGAGGAAUGCGUGAAACCCUCGAUCACCUCUUCUGGAAUGUCAGAAAUCCCCCCAGAAGAGAUCCUGCUUAUUCAACCCUUGAGAGGGGAGGAGGGAGGGGAAACAGUCAUCACCACAAAUAACAUAGAAGUCGCAUUUGAUUAUGAUGAGCACAGAGUCAGAGAAUCGGCAAUAGUCUUUCAUGUAUUAAUACCUCCCAAGCAUGGUUCUCUGGAAGUCAACAUCGGCAGAAGGAGGGACUCGUCCACAUUUACACUUCUGGACCUGUUAGGACAGAAAGUGGUGUACCUCCAUGAUGGGACAGAUACUGAAGGAGAUGACGCCACCAUUGAGAUGGAAAUCCUUGGCCAGUAUGAGAACAUUCCCAUUCAGCUGAAGGAAAAAUACUCCUUUGUUUUGCCCAUUAUUGUAAAGCCACGGAACGAUCCGCCUAGGCUCAAACUUCCUCCAGAUGAUACUCUGAAAAUUGCCAAGAAUUCCAAGCUGAUUGUCACUAAGGAAAUGUUUGAUGUGGAUGACCCAGACACAAGUCCAGAAAAUUUGGUUUAUUCUGUCAUGUAUCAAGAUGUAGACAAUGGAUUUUUCGAGAGGUCAUCUAACCCUGGUCAGAGUAUCAAUAUGUUCACUCAAAGGGAAAUCAAUGUGGGUGAGAUUCUGUUUCUACAUCAGGGUGAUCUGACAUCCUACUUGAGGGUCAAGGUCAACGACGGAACCACAGACAGUGAUUAUUCUGAUUUGAAGAUAUCAGCCAGAAUUCUCCAGCUUCAGGUAAUCAAAAACACAGGCAUCGUUUUGGCUCAUGGAACUUCUCAGCUUGUUCUGAAGGAUAACUUAACAACUGCUGCAAAUGUGCUCGUGCAGGAUUUAGAACUGAAGUACACAUUAAUCAAGGCUCCUGAAUAUGGCGAUGUUCAGCGAUUGGAACAUCCAGACAAUGAGUGGGUAACCACUAACACGUUUGCCCAGAAGCACAUAGACAAAGCUUACAUCCGAUACAUCCACAGAGACAUUGCUGACCUGCCUCCAUCUGAUCAUUUCAGCUUUAUCGUCUCUGCAGAUCAGGCCAUCACCAGUGAAAACUCCUUCCAAAUAACAUUUGUCAGAGUACAGGUGGAGGUUGACAUGGGGUCGCACUUAGUCCUGGAACAUGUCUCAGAGAAAGUCAUUGAACAUGAGGAUCUUAAAAUCAUUACCAACGCGCCAACUUUGAAAGCAGAGGAUAUCUCCAUUACCAUCAGCAAAGCGCCAGCUUAUGGGCUCAUUCUCAGAGAAAUGGAUCCGUCACCAGGUUCUCCUGAGGAAGAGUUGAGGCAGGGUGAUGUCUUCACACAGAAGGAAAUCCUCACAGGCAUGGUCAUGUACAGGCUUAAGAAAAUGACAUACGAUCCAGUUGAGGAUCAUCUUGACAUAACAGUGUCUGCCAGAGGUGCACAGGAAGCCAAAUUCAGACUGAAAGUGGAAUAUAUUCCCGAAGAAACGGACACCCGCUUCAUUAACAAUGGGUUAAGAGAUGUUCCUGAAGGGGGUCAGACAGUGAUUGGGAAGGAUGAUCUAUAUGCUGAAACAUCUGGAUUUGAGGAAUUCCAGUAUGUGAUCAUUGAGCCAUUAAAACAUGGAGUAUUGCAGAUUAUAGAUUCGAGAUCAGCCACGGUGAGGAUGGGCAAUGUAACGGAGUUUACAAACAAGGACAUACGAACAGGAGAGUUGGUCUACAAACAUGAUGACUCUGAAAACGAUCGUGACUCCUUCACGUUUAUUACAAGCCCGAUCAUACAGGCUGCUCCAACAAUGCUUCCAGAAGAAACAGAAAUUACGGAGUUAACAGGACUAUUUGACAUAACUAUCACAAUGAGGAAUGACAACCCUCCACAGAGGUCUGUCAACAAGGUUUUCCAAGUGGUUACCAACAAGGCAAGAGUAAUCUCCAUCGAUGACCUCGCUUACACUGACCCAGAUAUUGAGUAUGAUCAGUCCAAACUUGUGUAUAAGCGGCAGAAGAUCCCGAAUGGUGAAAUAGUGGAUGCCAGAAACGGUACAGUUAUUCAACAGUUUACACAGAAAGAUCUCCUGGAUGGGGCCAUUUUGUUUGAGCACAGAGGAAAAGCUUACGCCCGCACUCCGAUAUGGGUGACAGAUGGCCAGUAUUACUCGACUGAUUUGUUUGAAAUUAGGGCGUCGGAACCAUUCGUGACCAUUGAAAACAAUACAGGAAUUGUUGUACAGCAAAAUCGAAAGGUCCGAGUGUCCUCGUACAACCUCAGCUUAGAGACUAAUGUGAAUAUACCAGCUGAGGAGAUAUUUUUUGAAUUAAAUGAAGAACCAAAGCAUGGCCAGAUGCUUGUUGAAGGGCAGGUGGUGUCCAGAUUCUCAUGGGAGGAUGUGAAGGAAGGCAGUGUUGUCUACAAGCACGAUGGCAGCCGCAACCUGGAAGACAAGUUCCCCUUCUCUGUGGAUGUGGGAGAAGCACAAGUACAAGGUGUUGUUUUUGUCAGCGUUACGAUGGCUUCCCAGCAGCGUCCUCCCAAAAUCCUGCACAAUAAUGUGCUGCAGGUGGAGGAGGGUACAUCAGGGACCAUAGAACAGCAGAUGUUACAUAUCUCCCACCCUGACGUAAAAGCUACAGGUAUAGAGUACACUGUGGUCUCACCUCCCAGUCACGGCAGACUCAAGGUCAUAGGGACAUCAGCGGCAGACAGCGUUCCGUUAACCUUCACUCAGGAGGACAUCGCAGCAAGGAGAGUGCGUUAUUAUCAGACAGAGUCUGGCAAAACCACUGAUAAAUUCCUCUUUGACGUUACCAAUGGUUUCCAGUCAUUGCAAAGGAUUGAGUUUUUUGUAGACAUCAUUCCAAAGGAGUUGCCUUUGCAAGUCAAAAACUUCACAUUACCCGAGGGUGGUACUUUCACCAUUUCACCAGAAUUUCUGUAUAUCAAGGGGAAACAUUUUAAAAAAUUGCCCAUAGUUUUUCAAGUUAGAAAACAUCCUGAAAACGGAUUCCUGCAACUCCGCUCUGAUUCUCGUGCUUUUUUGGUUGAAUUUAGCUCUCAGCAGGUGAAGAUGGAAGAGAUAAUUUAUCUUCAUGAUGGUAAUGAGACUUCACAUGAUGAAUUUACCAUUGUUGCCGUAAGUAAAGGCUCUGGGUCAUCUAGAGAGAAGAGGAGUCGGCCUGUGACCAUCCACGUGUCUAUAGAACCUGUCAAUGACCAGCCACCCAGGGUGAUGGUCAACCGUGGCCUGCAAAUCUGGAAGGGGUCCAUGAAGCUGAUCACCCGUGAAGACUUGAGCGCUAUAGAUCCUGAUUCUCCUCCCCAAGACAUCAUGUUCCAGGUGACGGACCCCACUAAUGGUCACAUCGCCCAUGUAAACAACACCUUCAGGAAUAUCUCUGUGUUCACCCAGGAUCUCAUCAAUAAGAAACAAAUAGUUUUUGUACAUUCGGGAGCUGACACAGGGUCCUUCUCUCUGGAAGCUUCAGAUGGUGCGAACAGAGACGUGAGUCACACAUUCUCUGUGGUGGCCGUCCCGCUCCUGUUGACCGUGAAGACUAACAACCCCCUGGAAGUGUUCCCAAACACUCUACAGCCAAUCACGGAGGAGAAUCUGUUUGCAGAAACCAAUGAUCCAAACCAGACUAAGCCCAUUCUGUACAACAUAGAGACCAAACCAAGAUAUGGUAGGAUCGUCAGUACAGCUAGUGGCCGCCCCCUGAAUGUGGUAUCCUUCUCACAAAGGGAGAUAAAUGAUGGAGCAAUCCAUUACAAGCAUACUGGAUAUCUGAGUGGCUGGGGGCAAAAGGACUCUUUAAUCCUGGAAGUUUCAACGUUGUAUGCUGAACAUGUGCCACGCGAGCGCUUUGACAUUGACAUUUCUUACUCUAAUCUCAAUGCUGACAACCGUGAUCAGCUGAUUCACAUCCGGCAGUUGGCCGUCAAAGAAGGCAGUGCAGCACAUAUCACCAGAGACAAUCUGGAUGUGACCCGCUUCACGAGGCAGCUGGAGAGCAUUGGCAAACGAGUGAGAAUAGAGUAUGUUGUGAAGGGACAGCCGAGGCACGGGGUGCUGGCCAUUGGAGGAGCUGAAGCUCGGGAGAACUCCAAGUUUGUCCAAUCCGACGUAGAUAGACGUCGAGUGACCUACAGACACGACGAUUCUGACACAGAGAAUGAUGCUUUUGAGCUGAGUCUGGCUAUAAUCAGCUUGAAUGCUGCUGGGCAUGCCACAGAAACCUCUUAUCUGGACAGCUUCUUCAACAUCACUGUUGUGCCAGUCAAUGAUCAACCCUUUACCCUUGUAACAGACAAUCCAGGUGUACAAGUGAUCCAGGGUUCUAGCGUGAACAUCACUGCGGACGACCUCCUGACUGAAGACCCUGACACCCCUGCUGAUCAGAUCACCUACAGUGUCACCAGGCUCCCGAACAAUGGCAGACUCGCCUUUAACAACAACCCCAAACAGCAGAUCCGAGAGUUCACCCAGGAGGAUGUCAACCUGAACAGGGUGAUGUUCAUCAGUGACGGCAGCCGCAACGAUGGGGCCUUCUACUUCAGGGUGUCUGAUGGUGCCUUCCGCCCUUAUCUAAAAAACUUCAGCAUCAGAGUUGUCCCGCUGCGAGUGUCUAUCCUCACCAGUUCAGCUGUUAAACUGGUCCAGGGGGAAUCUUCUGUGUAUCUGAGCUCUCGGAAUCUGGAUGUGGAAACCAAUGGAAAUCGUGAGGACGUAACAUUCACUGUGACUAAGCGGCCACAAUUUGGAAAACUUUACCUCGGGGACCAGUCAGUGUCCAUCUUUAAUCAGAAAGAUCUUGACAAUGAACUCGUACUCUAUAUACAAACCAAUAUGACAUCUGGCAGUGAUGGAUUCAAUUUUAACGUUGCCCUUGGUGACAGCCUUCUGGUGAACCAGCUAAUGAAGGUCGUUGUCGUGCCCCUGGUUACCCAGAAUCCAUUUGAUGCCCCUGCUGGGAGCGAGGUGGCCAUAACGAUGUUUGCGCUGGACGCUAGUCGCCUGGCUGCCAUCUCGGGAGAUAAUCCAAAAUACAGCAUCCUGAAGAAAGCCAGGUUUGGUAAGAUUGCCCUGAAAUCUCGUGCCAAACGAGAGUAUGGGAACCCCGGGGCAUACAGAGAGGUUGACACGUUCACACACGAGGAUGUGAUUUAUGGGAAGGUGUUCUAUGUCGCCAACCCUAUACGCAUCAAGGAGGAGGUAAACGACAGCUUCACAUACAUUCUCUCUGCACACCAUGUCCAGCCUGCCCAGGGCGUGUUCUCCGUGACUGUGAAGCCCCCAGUGAGGGGUUUUGAAACCUUCCCCACGGUGAUUCCGUUAGACCCUGAUGAGGGUAAAGGAGCUGCUAAUGGCACAGGGCCUGAGCUGGCCCCUGACUCAGAGCUUGUCAGCCCAAGUAUUACCACAGACCAUAUCAUCAUCAUCGUCUUUGUCUGCUUAAUCAUCGCCCUCAUUGUGGCAGGAUUGGUCGUUUUUUUCUUGUGGAAGCGACGCAAAGAAAAGAAAGUGGAAACACGUAAAAAGCAACGUCCCAAACCUCGUCCGUUCAUCAGCGGGCCAUUGCCCCUGAAUCAGCCUAAUGUGCACAUAGAGCCAAGUCAGCAGCAGUCUAGCCCAGCUUCUGACGAGGAACACACAUUCAUGUUAGGCUCUGGCUACAGCAAUAUACCAGCCAUCAAUGUCACCGGUGAUGCAGACAACAUGGCCGCCACUGGCAGCCCCUCCUCAGUCGCCUCUCCUCCUCGCUCACCUGACCUCUCAAGGACAGAAGUCAGUGUGGCCGUGCCAUCGUGUAAGGUCACACCCCUGGUGGAGAAUGAAGAAUCACCUAGUGCCCCUAAAACACCCGAUGGUAGUGCUAUUUCAAAUAACAGUGCUGAUAUGUUUAACUUUGAUUGGACGCUGAUGGAUCCAGAGUUGCUUCAACAUUGUCGAACAACGAACCCUGUGUUACGGAAGAACAAAUAUUGGGUGUGA